AUGUGUGGAAUAUUCGGAAUCAUCACGAGCAACAGCCCAGGGGAAGUGAUCCACCAGGGUCUCGGCGUCAUGCAGAGUCUCGGAUACAGGGGAUACGAGUCAUCCGGAAUUCUGGUCUUCAACGAAACCAGAUCAUUUUUGCACCGUGAAUUGGCACUGAUCAAGGAGGAAUCAGUUCCAACUGAUGGAAUGGAAGAGUGGCUGGAAGAGGAGCGAGGGAAGACGACUCUUCUGCUCCACACCCGCUGGAUGACCCACGGGAAGAAGGAGAUCGUAAACAGCCACCCUCAUCGCAGUGGAACCGUCUACGUCGUCCACAACGGAAACGUGGACAACUUCGAGGCGCUGAAGGAGGAGCUCAGCCCAGGACACUCCUUCGCCAGUGCCACUGACACCGAGGUGAUUCUCGCCUUGGCCAAUUUGCUCCUGAAAGAGGGAGUGGAAUGGGGCUGUCUCGGAUCGAGGCUGAUUGGCCGCCUUCAGGGCGAAUACGCCUUUGUUCUGGCUGACACCGAUAGAACGAAUGGGAUGGUUGUGGUCAGAAAUGGACUGGGAGUGGCAAUGGCAUUUUCAGACGACAUCGUCGUAGAGGAAAACAGAAUCAGGGCCAGCACAAUUCAGGUCUGCAGUGACGCAUCGAACAUCUUCGACAAGGAGUAUCCGGCAGUGAACAGGCUAUUUCAGCUCGAAGACGGUGAAAUUGUGACAGUUGAAAAUGGGGUAGCAACUGUGACCAGAGUUGGAGACGAGGCAGUUGGUGACGUAUUGGAGAGAAUUGGGCUGGAAACGAAUCUGCCUGACAGAAAGGCAGUUUACGGCAAAUACAGUCACAUGAUGGAGAAGGAGAUCAACGACCAGGCUGAAUUGGUGAAAAUGGCAACAGAAGGGCGAAUUGAUGAAAGAGGGGAAGUGGUUCUGGAGAACUCGAAUUUGGGUGAGAAAAACAGGGCUACAAAACGAGGGGGAGUCAGGUACCUGAAUGAGGACGAGUUGAGGGCGGUGAUGGAGAAGUGCACCAGAAUGCGUCUCGUUGCCUGUGGUACGUCGUAUCACGCCUGUCUCGCAGUAGAGCGGACCCUGAACAGCCUUCUGAAGAAGGACAUUUCAGUCGCAGUUGCAACUGAUCAGACUGAUUCUGGGGCAGUGAUCAACAAGGAUGACGUGGUGGUGCUGGUGAGCCAGUCUGGCGAGACACUCGACGUGAUUGAGAUCAUGAACAAGGCGAGGGAGGCAGGGGCGACAGUGGUGGCAUUCACAAACUCACCAGGCAGCAUGAUUGCAACUGGAUCCAACUACAACAUCGAUCUGCGGGCUGGAAGAGAGGAGGCAGUGGCAUCGACCAAGGCGUACACGGUGCAGGUGUUGACGAUGACACUCUUUGGAAUCCAGUUUGGGGGGAGUCAGGGAGAAAGAGGGCCAUUCUGGAUGAGUUGCUUGUUUUGCCUGAAAAAAUAA
This is a messenger RNA of Enterospora canceri, 1455 nucleotides long. Lineage: Eukaryota; Fungi; Microsporidia; Enterocytozoonidae. The record is from the annotation of a GenBank genome assembly.